AUGGAGAUGGAGGAAAGUGAUAGAGUAAGCGAGUUCUUCAACCGUGUUAUAGCUGUUGCGAACCAAAUGAAGAACUGUGGUGAGACAAUUUCAGACAUUAUGAUAAUGGAGAAAAUCAUGAGAUCAAUGCCUCCUGCAUUUGAUCACAUUGUUGUGGCUAUUGAGGAAUCCAAAGAUUUGGAAAAACUCAAGAUCAAGGAGUUACAAAGCUCGUUUGAAGCCUAUGAGAUGCGAAGACGUGAGGGAAACCCAGUAAAACGCGACGAUCAAGCUUUAAAGAUCCAACAUGUUUCAGGUGAAGGAAAGAAAAAAUAUAACAAGUGGAAAGACUGCUCCAAUCACAUGAAAUACAACAAAGACUGGUUGAUGAACUUGGAUGAAUCCAAGAAAAGCAAGGUUAGGGUUGUGGAUAACAACAUGCUGAAAGUUGAAGGAAUUGGAAGCGUGAAAAUCAAGAGGAAGAAUGGGUUGUAUGCAAUGUUAGAGAACGUUCUUCUGGUCCUAAAGAUGAAAUGCAAUCUUUUGAGCGUGGGACGACUGACAGAAAAGGGUUUCAUUGUCAUCAUGGGAAGCAAUGGACAAAUGGAGCUAUACGACCAAGGUUCGCUUAGAUGUGGUCAAGAUUGUGAUGUUUGUCUUCUGUUAAAGAAGAUGAGAGCUGGAGAUGAUACCUUAGGUUCGGACACCUCAACUUCAAAGAUUUGCAGCGGCUGA
This is a messenger RNA of Vigna radiata var. radiata (mung bean), 714 nucleotides long. RefSeq lists its product as uncharacterized. The record is from RefSeq and is a predicted model, not a curated record. The coding region runs from base 1 to 714 and encodes 237 amino acids. Lineage: Eukaryota; Viridiplantae; Streptophyta; Magnoliopsida; Fabales; Fabaceae. The transcript is spliced from 3 exons.